UCGGAGAUAGAAAGACCACCAAAAUCUAUGGCAUAGAAGGAAGCAGGUGGCCGAAGCCAAAUCCAAGUCCUAACAUCCACCUGAAAUCUCGGUUUCCCACUUCAUUCCUCCAACAUAUAUGCGCAACGAUCUCUUUAACUUCAGUGUGCAGUGUGCUGCAGUGUUUUACCUCCUUUCGUGGCAUAUAUAGCCCCACACCGGUGAAUCCAAAAUCUAGAGCUACUUAGAAGAUAGAAUAAGAGCACCGAAUCAUUCCCAGUUACGAUGGCCUUCGCCACCACCGCCUUGCUCUCUUCUAACUUCCUUGGAAGGAAGGUUGUGGUAUCACCGCCAACCCCCAAAACAAGAAAACCAUCCACUCCGUUACCGUUUGUUUUCAAGAGAACCAUUUUUAACGCUCACAAACCCAAUUCGGAAAAACUGAAUUCCGCAUCUUCACAAGCUGCUCUAGCGGCUCUUCUAUUUUCCUCCGCCACUCUCUCCGCCACCCCACAGGCCGUAGCCGCUGAUAACGUCACCCCUCCACCCGUGAUCGAAGCGCAACAGAGCCAAUUAAACCCCUCCAACGCAACCUCCUCACCUUUCUCUACGAACCUUCUCACAGCACCCAAACCCCAAGCCUCUUCGGACCUCCCCGAAGGCACCAAUUGGCGCUACAGCGAGUUCUUGAACGCCGUUAAGAAGGGUAAAGUCGAGCGAGUCAGGUUCAGCAAAGACGGUUCCGCCCUCCAACUAACCGCCGUUGACGGCCGUCGAGCCUCCGUUAUCGUCCCCAAUGACCCCGACCUCAUCGACAUCCUCGCCAUGAACGGCGUCGACAUUUCCGUCGCCGAAGCCGAAUCGCCUAACGGCUUGUUCAACAUCAUUGGCAAUUUGCUCUUCCCCUUUUUAGCAUUCGCCGGGUUAUUCUUCCUCUUCCGCAGAGCCCAAGGCGGCCCCGGGGGCCCCGGUGGGCUUGGAGGGCCAAUGGACUUCGGGCGGAAUAAGUCCAAGUUCCAAGAAGUCCCCGAAACCGGGGUUACCUUCGGUGACGUGGCGGGCGCAGACCAAGCUAAGCUUGAGCUGCAAGAGGUUGUUGAUUUUUUGAAGAACCCUGAUAAGUACACUGCGCUGGGUGCGAAGAUUCCGAAGGGGUGUCUUCUGGUGGGGCCACCGGGAACCGGGAAGACACUUCUAGCUAGGGCUGUGGCGGGGGAAGCGGGAGUGCCGUUUUUCUCGUGCGCGGCUUCGGAAUUCGUGGAGCUGUUUGUGGGGGUUGGUGCGUCGAGGGUGAGGGAUUUGUUUGAGAAGGCGAAGAAUAAGGCGCCGUGCAUUGUUUUCAUUGAUGAGAUUGACGCCGUGGGUAGGCAGAGAGGGGCGGGGCUUGGAGGUGGCAACGAUGAGAGGGAACAGACCAUUAACCAGCUUCUGACGGAGAUGGAUGGGUUUUCUGGUAAUUCUGGAGUUAUUGUUUUGGCUGCAACUAACAGACCUGAUGUUCUUGAUUCUGCAUUGUUAAGGCCUGGCCGGUUCGAUAGGCAAGUUACUGUAGAUAGACCUGAUGUUGCUGGCAGAGUUAAGAUCCUUCAGGUUCAUUCAAGAGGAAAGGCGCUUGCAAAGGAUGUUGACUUUGAAAAAAUUGCAAGGAGAACACCGGGGUUCACUGGGGCUGAUCUGCAGAAUUUGAUGAAUGAAGCAGCUAUUCUUGCUGCCAGGCGUGACCUCAAGGAAAUCAGUAAAGAUGAGAUAUCUGAUGCACUUGAAAGGAUCAUAGCUGGACCUGAAAAGAAAAACGCCGUGGUCUCAGAUGAGAAGAAGAAAUUAGUAGCAUAUCACGAGGCUGGCCAUGCUUUGGUUGGUGCUUUAAUGCCUGAAUAUGACCCCGUAGCCAAGAUAUCAAUUAUUCCUCGUGGCCAAGCUGGUGGCCUCACAUUCUUUGCUCCCAGUGAAGAGAGGCUCGAGUCUGGAUUGUACAGCAGAAGCUACUUGGAAAAUCAGAUGGCUGUUGCUCUGGGUGGAAGGGUCGCUGAAGAGGUUAUUUUUGGCCUGGAAAAUGUCACCACCGGAGCAUCAAACGACUUCAUGCAAGUUUCUCGAGUGGCAAGGCAGAUGGUUGAGAGAUUUGGGUUCAGCAAAAAGAUUGGACAAGUUGCUAUUGGUGGUCCUGGAGGAAAUCCAUUCUUGGGUCAACAGAUGUCAACGCAAAAGGAUUACUCCAUGGCAACUGCCGAUGUAGUGGAUGCGGAAGUAAGGGAACUGGUAGAGAGAGCAUAUUCUAGGGCAACAAAUAUCAUCACAACUCACAUUGACAUCCUUCACAAGCUUGCUCAACUUCUCAUAGAAAAAGAAACUGUUGAUGGUGAAGAGUUCAUGAGUCUAUUCAUUGACGGAAAGGCCGAAUUAUAUGUUGCAUAAUCAUACACGUAAGUCAUAGGAUCAAUGUUUGUACUUUAAGAUACGCUCAGACAUGUACACUGUAAGAAUGAAUUAAAUAUUUUAUCAAAUUCAAGGAGGAAAAAAAAUAGCACAACGGCUGACGCCGAAAAAGAAAUACUGUUCAGUUCCUGUUUUAGGCCUUCUAA
This is a messenger RNA of Vigna umbellata (rice bean), 2561 nucleotides long. It is a transcript of the gene VAR1, whose product is annotated as FtsH extracellular protease family. Gene Ontology annotation, cellular component: chloroplast thylakoid membrane. Gene Ontology annotation, biological process: proteolysis. Lineage: Eukaryota; Viridiplantae; Streptophyta; Magnoliopsida; Fabales; Fabaceae. The record is from RefSeq and is a predicted model, not a curated record. Gene Ontology annotation, molecular function: metalloendopeptidase activity; ATP binding; ATP-dependent peptidase activity.